Molecule: messenger RNA, 921 nt
Organism: Argentina anserina (silverweed cinquefoil)
Lineage: Eukaryota; Viridiplantae; Streptophyta; Magnoliopsida; Rosales; Rosaceae
Exons: 6
Coding region: 122-688 (188 amino acids)
Source: RefSeq, a predicted model, not a curated record
AACACCAAAAGGCGUGGCCACCUCCCUCCAAUUUAUAGACACACCUUUGAGAAAAUUCAGAGCAAGCAAGAAGAAGAAAAAAAAGCAAGAACAAAGUUGAUCAGACAAGCGAGGAUUGAUCAUGGAAAUCCGAUCCAAUCCGACGGCGGACAACUCGUCGGAGCCGCCGCAGCAUACCCAGCGCAAUUCCUCUCAGAAAAAGCCUCAGGCUGCUCCCAUUUCCGUCGACUCCUCCUCUGUUUCUCAAAGGCUUCAGAAGGAGUUGAUGUCUCUAAUGAUGAGUGGAGGAGAACUUGGAGUAUCAGCUUUUCCUGAAGGUGAGAGCAUUUUUACAUGGAUUGGCACAAUCGAAGGUGGUAAAGGAACUUUGUAUGAGGGUUUAUCUUACAAACUCUCUUUGAGAUUUCCUAUGGAUUAUCCUUUCAAGCCACCACUAGUCAAGUUUGAGACAAUGUGCUUCCAUCCAAAUGUUGAUCAGUUUGGCAACAUUUGCCUUGACAUCCUGCAGGACAAGUGGUCUUCUGCUUAUGACUGCAGGACUAUUCUUCUGUCCAUUCAAAGUCUACUGGGAGAGCCAAACCCAGAGAGCCCCCUCAACAGCUAUGCUGCUGCUCUGUUGAGUAAUAAGGAAGAUUACAGAAAAAUGGUCCACAAACAGUACUAUGCUGGAGAAUCGUUUGAGAGCUGAUGCUCUAUGCCGGCAUUAUUUCAUUUGGGCACUCUUGCGCAGGGUAAAUUUUACAAUCAUAGAUAACUAUUGAGCAUUGGAAGUUCUUUAAACCUGAAGACCCAAUUAAGCCGAAAGGCGAUUGGAUUCUUACCCUUGGGCAACUCUGUUAAUAUCAGCCUCCUGUGAUUUGUCAUUGUGAAAUAAGACUGUAAGUUGUAAAGUUCAAUGAAUUUGAUGACAGCUUCUCUGUU